Molecule: messenger RNA, 1072 nt
Organism: Suillus bovinus
Lineage: Eukaryota; Fungi; Basidiomycota; Agaricomycetes; Boletales; Suillaceae
Exons: 4
Coding region: 109-933 (274 amino acids)
Molecular function (GO): protein binding
Source: RefSeq, a predicted model, not a curated record
GCCAGCGCUCGCAAAGUAUAUAAAUAUUAACGACAAUUGGAUCAAGCGGCAUACGAGCACCGUUUACCCCCAAUCAUCGAUUUCCUACUGAACGCCACUUUCGACAUCAUGUCAGAUACACCCAGUGGUUUCUCAGCAAUCGUCAAACAUCCUCAGUAUUUCAUUCCCACUGGGGACACCCAAUUUUUAGCACAAAACGUACUUUUCAAUGUACAUCGUUAUUUCCUUGAACGCGAACCGACUUCCUUCAGAGACAUAUUUUCCGAUAGCGAUAACAACGACACCAAGCCUUAUCAUACAUUGGAUGUCAAACCCGAAGAUUUUGCCCACUUCCUGUGGGUGUUCUACGACGAAGACUUUGAAUAUGAGAACCAGCCGCUUGAGAAGUGGCUGGUGAUCUUAAGGCUCGCAACGCGGUGGGGAUUUCGCAAAGUGCGAAAGCUGGUCGUCCGUCAGCUCGAGAAUCUCGACCUACAACCCAUCGACAAGAUCAAGAUCUAUUCCGACUUCAAGAUCGAUGCCCAGCUUCUGAUACCAUCAUACUCGACAUUGGCAAAGAGCCCCACGCUCCCUCCUUUUUCAGAGGCUGCAAAGCUUGACAUUGAAACAAUUCUCAAGCUCACCAUGGUGAGGGAAAGAGCGUUGCAGAAGGCAGCAGAGGACGGAUGCCGUUCUCCGACGAGUGCGAGCGCUGGGGAUGAAGACGUCAAAAGAUUCAUAUGCGAGAUUUUUGACCUCCCCAGGGCCUCAACGACUGAGCCAUCGAAGCCUGUUGAAGGGAGUUCCGCAGAUGGAGUCAAUGACACCAAGGGAAGCUCGGUUCCGACGUUGCAAAAUCCCACUCCGGGAGGGAAGAAGAAGCAGAAUGGCAACGUCAAAGGCACAUCCAACGCAAAUGGCCGGCACAGUAAUGGAGGCACACCCUCCUCCUAGGGUACGCUGCAGACAUUGGGCUUCUCUCGUUGAUUCACAACAAAAUCGUCCAUUCAGGUAUAGGAAUAUGCGCCCGUGGUGAAAAGUAAUCGCACGAGAUUUUAUGUUGCAUAUGUUAAAAGGGAGAAGUUCGUGUAGG